AUGCCGGCAACCACUCGUCCACUCUCACACUCAACAUUCGCUAAUCUCACCAACGAUGAGUACCAGAAUACAUAUCUUGGGUUUCAACGGUUCACAGGAGAGAACAUGGGCUUCAAGAAGAGCAAAAGUAUCUCUUUAAUGGCAGUGAAACACUACUUGAUUCCAUUGAUUGGAGAAAGAAGAGAGUUGUUGUGGAUGUCAAGAUCCAAGGACUAUGUUGCAACUAGUAGUUGGGCAUUCUCUAUAAUUGCAACCAUAGAAGGGUUGAACCAAAUUGUUACAAGAAAUUUAGUAUCAUUGUCAGGACAAGAGUUAGUAGAUUGUGCUAGAAAGAGUUGUGAAGCUUGGUAUAUGGACAAGGCUUUUGAGUUCAUCAUCAAUAAUGGUGGCAUUGACACUGACAAGGACUAUCCAUACAGAGCUGUCAUACAUGAAUUUGUUGCUAAGAAGAAAAGUUGUACUAUUGAUGGUUAUGAGAGCAUUCCUAAAAAUAGAGAGGACAGCUUGAAGAAGGCUGUUGUCCCACCCAAUUAG
This is a messenger RNA of Dioscorea cayenensis subsp. rotundata (Guinea yam), 534 nucleotides long. Its product is annotated as cysteine proteinase COT44-like. The coding region runs from base 1 to 534 and encodes 177 amino acids. Gene Ontology annotation, molecular function: cysteine-type endopeptidase activity. NCBI's taxonomy places the organism in Eukaryota, Viridiplantae, Streptophyta, Magnoliopsida, Dioscoreales, Dioscoreaceae. Gene Ontology annotation, cellular component: lysosome. The record is from RefSeq and is a predicted model, not a curated record. The transcript has 3 exons.